CAAGAAGCAGCUUACAAAAAACAAACAAAAUAAAGACUUUCUUUUAUUAUAUUAGUGUUUAAUUACUUUUUACGAAGUGGCUUGUUUCAUUUAAUUUAAACCUCCCUCAUUUUUAUAGAGUAGACAAUAGUUCUCAGUACGCUUUGAAGCCAUUCAAGUAUAGAUUUUAGACUUUACUUUAAUAUAGAAUCAAAUGUCUUUGGAUUACACCGGAAGCUGAAUUGUAACUUCUAUUCGUGCAGAAAUACGAACAAACUGGAGAGCCGACUACUGCAUCAAGGGUAUAUAGGGUUAUAAAUUUUAAUUAAGAUAAGAAAAAGAAAAAAUUUAUUCAGUAUAUAUGUGAUAAUUGUUGAAUCAUGCCUACAACUAGCUUACCACGACAAGCCUGACUUCUGCCUGUUACAAUGGGUCUUGUAGUCUCACAUGGAACAACAACCUUCGCAACAUUCUUUAGUCCCAUCAAUUAACGAAGAUGUAGGAGAGGAGAACGUUCAAGCAAAUAGCUCUACUUUACUGAAUGCCGAUGAAAUUCCAGCGAGUUUGCCUUCGUUGGCAUCAAGUGAUCCAGAUGUUCAGGUUUCCUUACCCGAAAUAAAAGUAAAUGGGGAUGAUGUACAACAGAUGCUGUCUGAGAUUUUGUUGGAAGAUUCAUCACCUCCAGUCAAUGAGAUAGGUUCGGAAGCUCGUUCAGCAAGUGAAGUUUAUGAUGACAAGCUUCGAAAAGCCAUGUCAUUUGAUUGUAUCCUUGCUAGGCAAAAGAGAAAAUACUUGAUUUUCACUUCUUCUGGCAAGCCAGUCUUUAGCAAUGUUGCUGAUGAAAACCUUGAGCCUUCAACUGUUGCCGCUUUGCAGGCAAUUUUAAGCUCCUUUGAGGUUCUUAAGGAGGAUUUAACUUACUUUGAGACGUUUUCUACAAUUAUCGUGGCUUAUUCAGCCGGACCUCUUUAUUUGGUUUGUAUCUCCCCAUUGACCACGCUUUCACCGGAUUUUAUGAAAAAUGAAUUGAGACUUUUCUACCAUCAAAUACUAAGUACUAUUACAAGUAAGUCUAUUUCAUCAAUUUUAGAUUCAAGACCCAAUUUCGAUUUGCGACGUCUCAUUGGAAGCAGCGAGCAGUUUUUAAAAGUAUUAUCAAGCGAUCUAGAAAAUUAUGAACCAUUUUCAUUUCUAAAUGCUAUAUCUCCUCUUCCUUUACGUGUUUCAUUUCGAGACCAGCUAUCUCAAUUGCUAUUGAAAGAGAAACCCAAAUCCCUGAUAUUUGCUCUUUUGGUCGUACAAGGUCGAUUAGUUUGUGCUAUUAAGGCAAGAAAACUUAUGCUACAUGCAAAUGAUAUUUAUUUAGUUUUCCUCUCGGUGUUUAAUACCCAAGCUUUUAAUGAUUCCAUGGAGCAUUGGGUCCCCAUCUGCUUACCCAGCUUGAAUCCAAAUGCUUACCUAUAUAUAUACAGUCAUUUUAUCGACCACGAAGUUGCACUAAUUUUAGCGAGCAAUGAAAGUUCGAGUUUCUUUGAUUUGCAGGCAAUGAGAAACAUCGUUUCUAUGCGUUUAUACGAGAGGUAUUGGCUCAAAAAGAUACUACAUGCUGCAGAGCUCGAUCAAACUUCAUUUCGAAAUCCAGGGUUUCCUUGUAUUUUACAUUACCUGUUUUAUUCCAAAAAGUAUUCUCAAUUUUAUGCUCCAGGAUACAGAUUUAAUGCAAAAAAUAAUGUGAAAAAUCUUUAUGCUAUUUACGCUAGCUUGCAUGAUCAAGUGUUUCACAGAAAACGAUCUUUAUCUAUUGACGUGGAAAUUCAUGGAAGUUUAAUGCUUUUUACUUGGUCUACUUCUUCAUUUAAUUUUUAUUGUCUGGCCAAUGCGAAUGAAAAUUUGCAAAUUUUAAUCGCUAAUAUAAAUAAGGUUCUUCGAUGGAUUCGGAGAGAAGAAUCACGCUUAUUUAUAUGUACGAACCUUUCGUUUUAAUGAAGAAUAAAUAAUGAUGAACAUAAGUACUUACGGGC
Molecule: messenger RNA, 2000 nt
Organism: Schizosaccharomyces octosporus yFS286
Lineage: Eukaryota; Fungi; Ascomycota; Schizosaccharomycetes; Schizosaccharomycetales; Schizosaccharomycetaceae
Product: autophagy associated protein Aut12
Exons: 2
Coding region: 427-1962 (511 amino acids)
Biological process (GO): protein targeting to vacuole; vesicle-mediated transport
Cellular component (GO): Mon1-Ccz1 complex; fungal-type vacuole membrane
Source: RefSeq, a predicted model, not a curated record